Molecule: messenger RNA, 1122 nt
Organism: Venustampulla echinocandica
Lineage: Eukaryota; Fungi; Ascomycota; Leotiomycetes; Helotiales; Pleuroascaceae
Product: putative 3-dehydroshikimate dehydratase
Exons: 2
Coding region: 1-1122 (373 amino acids)
Source: RefSeq, a predicted model, not a curated record
AUGCCAAAAAUAUCUUAUAGACCGGCACUCGCAAGCCACUCACUAGGUCGCGCUUGCGUCCAUGGCCUUCCGGAAAAGUUCACUGCGGCUGCUAAUGCUGGCCUGCCCGGCAUUGAAAUCUUCUUUGAGGACCUUCUCUACCUGGCAGACACCUUCCCCGGCGGCUCGUCCCUCCCAAGAAACCAGAUCCUUGCCGCGCGCCAGAUCCGAUCUCUCUCCGAUUCCCUCUCCCUAACCAUCAUGGCCCUCGGCCCCUUCAGCGACUGCGAAGGUCUCCUAUCUCCUACUGCUCGUGCUCGUGCUGCGAAGUUGCAAAAAUUACGUACCUGGUUCGAGAUCGCUCGGAUAUUGGGCACGGAUAUCAUUCAGAUUCCCAGCACAUUCCAGACGGAGGGUAUGACAGCAGAUAUGGAUGUCAUAGUCCAGGAUUUAAGAGAGAUAGCUGCGUUGGGGGCAAGAGAGACACCACCAAUCCGGUUCGCGUACGAGAACUUGUGCUUUGCGACGUUCAAUGAUACAUGGGACAAAGCGUGGUCGGUAGUGAAAAACGUUGAUAGGGAGAAUUUCGGGUUGUGUCUGGAUACAUUUAAUAUUGCCGGAAGCGGCUGGGCCGACCCUGCAGCCCGGGACGGGAAAAGAGAAAACGCGGAUCGACUCUUCAAAGAGAGUUUGAGGAGGUUCGUUGCAGAGGUGGAUGUGCGGAAGGUGUUUUAUGUGCAGGCUGUUGAUGCCGAGAGGCUGGAGAGUCCUCUGGAUGAGACACACCCUUUCUUUGUGGAAGGGCAGAGGCCGAGAAUGAGCUGGAGUAGGAACGCGAGACUGUUUGUGUGUGAGCAAGAGAGAGGAGGAUAUCUUCCUGUGGUAGAUGUGCUGAAGGCCAUAUGUGAUAGUGAUAGGGGGUUGGGAUAUAGCGGGUGGAUCUCAAUGGAAUACUUCAAUAGGAGUUUGUUUGAGCAAGGGGCCCAGGUGCCAGAAGAACAUGCAAGGAGAGCGGUGCAGUCCUGGCAAAGGUUGGUGAAAAUUAUGGGAUGGGAGGAGAUGGAGGAAGACCUUUCUAAAAAGCCAACGACUAUGGUCAACAAGGUUGGGGGCAAGAAAUUGGAAGCGGGAGCAAGAUUAUAA